AUGGUUCUAAUAUGGGCUGAUUUGUUGGCGACUUACGUGACGUGGAUAAUGCAGAAGUACUUAACAGAUGUUUGGAAAGUUGGGUUUACUCAUGCUGCAGGAAUAAUGAAUGUAUACACUGGCCUAACUAAAUUGUUCCCUUUUAUUCUUUUCUUAUUUGGGGACUUUGGAGUGGAUAACUACUGGAUACUGCUUCUCUCAAGUAUAGCCUUUUCCUCUGGCUUGGGUUUUCUGUCAAUGUCUACGCCACCAGCACUGCACAAGUUAACGCACACCUGUGCUAAUUACCAGCCUAAUUGCAUUGGUCACACACAGAAGGCUAUCUUUUACACAGGUCUGGCGUUGACAGCUGUUGGAGUGAGUGGGCACAUUGUUUCAUUAGCUGCAUUUGCAUUGGAUCAGCUUGAAAGGGGGCAAGUUGUUGAUAAAACAAGCAACAGGCAACAAAGCCCUCAGCCUGAAGAGGAUAUAUCAAAACUUCAGUUUCAACCAGUAGAAGCAAUGUUGGAGCUUUUUAACAGACAGAACCAAAGAAACGGAAGCAGCAUAUCGGGCCUAAGAUUAUCAGGCGUUAUCUUUGUGCUCAUUGUCGCGGUUAUUGCACUAAUUGCACUUCCAUACAUACAGCCAUGGAAACUUCGGUUUGGAAUUCCAGCAAUUUUCACGCUGGCAGCAACACUUCUUUUCAUUCAGGGUUCAUGCGAAUACCAGGGCAGCAGACUUGGGUUCUCUGACAGGGAUAUCAGGACUCAAAGUCAAAAAAGACGGGUCAUAAUCCGUAUGCUUCCAGUUUGGAUCACCUGCAUAAUUUGUUCUGUAGUUACUUCCGUGGGAAACACAUUCUUCGUAGAGCAAGCAAGCCACCUGAAUUACAAGGUUGGGAAAUUGAAGUUUCCUGAUUCAACCCUUCUGUUGCUAUAUGAAGCAGCGAAGUUGGGUUUUAAAAGGGUAUACAACCGUAUGGAAGUGGCAGGCGGAAGAAUGUAUGCACCAGCAACUGGAAUUGCAUUAGCUACAAUAUGCUCAGCAUUAUGUUGCAUAUUUGCGGCCAUUGCAGAAACUCACAGGAUACAUGUGAUAAGAAGUGAUGGUUUAAUUGACAAGCCUAACGAGAAAAUCCCCAUGACUGUCUUUUUGCUUGUUCCGCAAUUCUUUCUUCUUGGUGGGCUAGACUCAUUUUAUGAGAACAGUGUUGCAGCAUUCUUGAAUGAUCAAAGUCCCCCAUCGAUGAAAAAGUACCUUGUCUACCUCAAUCCUGGAUUAUCCGGUCUGGGAAUCAUGGGAAGUGUUUUAUCAGUUCAUUUGGUGGGCAAGAUUAGCGAGAAAGGAGGGAACAAGAGUUGGUUUCAGCAUGACUUGAAUGAGAGUCACUUGAAUUACUAUUAUUGGGUGCUUGCCGGUCUGAGCGCUGCAAAUUUCCUCUGGUUUUUGUUGACGGCCAUAUGUUUCCCAUUCCCUGAUACAGAACCAGUUUCAAGUGAUACCAAACCCAAGACAACUGGAAAUGAGCUCCAGAAUGGCGACUUACUCACUCUCAUAACAGAAAAUACAUGA
Messenger RNA from Coffea eugenioides, 1554 nucleotides. RefSeq names its product protein NRT1/ PTR FAMILY 5.5-like. The transcript has 4 exons. Gene Ontology annotation, cellular component: membrane. Gene Ontology annotation, molecular function: transmembrane transporter activity. Lineage: Eukaryota; Viridiplantae; Streptophyta; Magnoliopsida; Gentianales; Rubiaceae. The record is from RefSeq and is a predicted model, not a curated record. The coding region runs from base 1 to 1554 and encodes 517 amino acids. Gene Ontology annotation, biological process: transmembrane transport.